AUAAAAAAUAUUUUAGAAUUCUAAAAUUUUAAUCGGUCUCCCUGGUUUUUCUUCCUUAAAUGGAGAAGUAAGUAUUUUAGACACCACAAGUUUUCACGUAGAUAGAUCAUACCGGAAUUACGAAAAUGAGGCAGAGCAUCCUGAUCAAUAUUUAGGUUACUCAGUCACUACGGCUAAAUCCAGAAGUGGUAAGACGUAUUACAUUGCGGGUGAACCUCGAGGAAACAAUCUAAUUGGACAGGUGUUGAUUUUUACCACUGAAAAUAACUAUCAAUCGUUGAAAGGAUCCCAAUUAGGUUCGUACUUCGGGGCAUCUGUUCUAGGGGAAGACGUAACUAAUGAUGGUAGUUAUGAUUUAUUUGUUGGUGCUCCCACAACUUCCUUAAAUCAAUAUGAUGAAGGUCAAGUAUUUUUUUAUAAGAAUUUUUUGGAUUCUAGUCAAUUUAAACCACAAAUAUUAUUAAAUGGUCAAAAACCAGGUUCUCGUUUUGGAACAACGAUGGCUAAAUUAGGUGAUAUUGAUUUGGAUGGAUAUAAAGAUGUGGCAAUUUCGGCUCCAUAUGAAGACGGUACUGGAGUGAUUUACAUUUAUAGAGGGUCCAGUAAAGGUCCAAUUUUUAAUGAACGUAUAACUCCCAGAUCAUUUACUAUUACAAACGUAAAAGGUUUUGGUCUUGGUAUAUCAAAUGGUAACGAUAUCGACAAAAAUGGACAUAAUGAUGUGGCUAUUGGAGCAUUUAAAUCUGGACAAGUAUUCAUUUUGAAAAGCAAAUCAGUUGUUACCUUAACUCCGAAGAUAACAACGGAUAUAAAAAUAAUGACUGAAGAUAUAAAAACAGUGAAUUUAACUUACUGUUUAAGUUAUAAAUACAAAUCUAAACUUUGGGAUUCUAAAGCAACACUAAAUUUUGCUAUUAACAUUUCUUUGGACUACCGUUUUGGUCUUGGGACGGGUACAUAUUUGACUAAGAGCAUAGAUUUGCCAGCUGAGAAACAAAUAUGCCAAAAUGAAGUUUUUACGCCGAGUUUGAAAACCAACACUGAUCUCAGUCCUUUUAAAAUAACAAUGAAAACUGGUACUCAAUCAACAAAGACAAUAGUUAUACAAACAGAUGAAACUCUGGAAUAUAAUAUCCCUUAUUCGCAUAACUGUGGAACUGAUAACGAAUGUACGCCACAUUUAAAUGUCGAAGCCUUCUCCAAUUUAAAUACCAUUACAUUGGGACAACAUAAAACCUUGACAAUUGAUGUUCAGGUUUCGAUUUUUAAUGAAUCUGCUUUACAAACUGAUCUAGUAAUAAAAAAAAAUGAAGAAAUUGACUUAAUAACUCUUACUGAAUGUGCUUAUAAUCGUGACGAAAUUGUAUGUCCUCUAGGUAACUCAUUUAGAAAGAACAAAACGAUAUCAGUUGGAUUUAACAUUGAAAAUAUUAAUCCAACACAAAAAUCUGUUUCUUUCUUAUUUAAAGUGGGUACGUCUGCUAAACCCGAUAAAACCAGUAAGCUGGAAACUACACUCAGUAUUCCAGUAGAGCUUGUAAACCAUCCUUUCAUUCAAGGGUCAUCUGAUCCGUCAAGUUUCGAACUAGGCAGAGAUAUCGAUAAGAUGCGUUUCACUCAGGAGUAUCUCGUUGGAAAUACUGGUCCAAGUCCACUUGAAUUGGAUGUUCACAUCUAUGUUCCUCUGUUAGAUGGAAUAUUUAGCAUUUCGGACAAACAAAUAUCUACUACCGAAAGCUCUGCGGAAUGUAUUGAAUCACCGGACGCAAGAAAAGAAUUUAAUUUCCCUACCAACUCGUCUGAUAUUGCGAAAAACAAAACAAUAGUAGUAGAUUGUAUUUCAGAAAGUUGCACCCACAUUAUUUGCAAGAAAGGUUAUUUGUUUUCAUCAAAAACUACGGAAACUGCUGUUGUCAAAAUUAAUUUUGAAGUGGAUUCAUCAGCUCUUGAAAAUCGAUUUAAAACGAAAUUGCUCAGUAAGGACGGAAUAUCUUACUUCACUUUUGCUUCAAUUCAAAAGAUAGACACUCAAUUUGCAACCAUCAUUUAUGGUCAUCCCGAUAAGUCUAUACCUAUUUGGAUAUAUGUAGUAGCUGCAUCAAUUGGUUUGCUAUUGUUGACUCUAUUGAUUUUUGGUCUUUAUAAGUUGAACUUCUUUAGUAGAAUGUACAGAGAUAAACUCAACGAAGAGAAAUUAUUAGAUGAACACGAAACAGGUCAAUCUGAAUCAAUGACAGAUGCUGUGAAAAUGUCAGAUAUAGAAAAUAAUGAAAAUUAAUAUUAAGAAUCAUUUUUUUUUACUGUCAAAAUAUAUAUUACAGGAUAUUACAUUUAAUACGUUACUCGUAAUUUUUCAGAUUAUGAGUUUUAGAUAUUUGAAUAUUUUUUGUCUAAUUUAUUUUCAUUUGUGAUAUUUAAGUGGGCACGACAAUUUUGAUUUUAUCUAAAAUAGACUGUUAAGUUACAUUUUCAGUACCACAAUCGGUGAUUAUGUGUUAGUAAAUUAUUAAUUAGUAUUAUUAUGUAUGGUAUCAGUGGUCACUGAUAUCUACUGCUUAUAAAAU
Molecule: messenger RNA, 2564 nt
Organism: Aethina tumida (small hive beetle)
Lineage: Eukaryota; Metazoa; Arthropoda; Insecta; Coleoptera; Nitidulidae
Product: integrin alpha-V
Exons: 15
Coding region: 500-2278 (592 amino acids)
Biological process (GO): cell-matrix adhesion; cell-cell adhesion; cell adhesion mediated by integrin
Cellular component (GO): external side of plasma membrane; integrin complex
Molecular function (GO): integrin binding
Source: RefSeq, a predicted model, not a curated record